GCCAGGGCCAUGAGUCUAUUCUCUUGGCGACCUUCGUUCUGACCUGGUCGUUCCUCACGAAGAGCACCUGUCAUUCCAGAUCCCCUGAUUGUACUAGCCCAACACACUCUCAGACUCUAUUUCGCAUUCCAGGUUUUUUCGCGAUCGCAAAACGCGACUGAUCCUUCUCGAGAUGACGGGUGUCGUCGAAGUCGGAACAGUACUUGGUCUCAUCUCCGCCGUCAUUGCCAUCUUCGAAGCCGCGCAUGACGUUUACGAUGCAGCAAGCGAUGUUUCGGGAAUGCCGAGGAAAUUUCGUGCGGCCGCCGAACGCAUUCCACUGGUCCAUCAUGCUCUCAGUCGUGCAGCAGAGCACAUACAGAGCCGACAAGUCAGUGAAGAUGGAAUCAAGAGCUCCGAGUCGGUUCUACAGCAAUGCAAGGAGCAUGCAGACAAGAUCAAGGAAAUAUUCGAAAAGGCUCUGCCUGGACCACAUACAUCGAGGAUAGAACGCAUGAAGAAGGCCAUGAUUCUGAAGCGAAACAGCAAUCAGGUCAAAGAAAGCAUGGAAGAAGUUAUGAAGGGUCUCGAGCUACUAGCUCAGAAUCAGAUCUUCCAGGACGCAGAGACACUCCAGGACAUCCAGAAGUCCCUUGAAGAACUUGGCUCCCUCGCUGAUGAUGAUGGACAUCAGCAAUACUCCCAUUCAGGCUCAGGAGAUCAAAACAUCGUUUCAGGGUCGGGUACGCUGAAGAAGAACCACAAUUCGGGAUCUGGUCACCAAUACAAUGCGGAGAACAUAACCUUUGCAGGACAGCCAGCAGGUAAGAGUGCACAGACGUCGAUGUAGGCGCUGGGAAUCUUAGGUAAUUGUCAUCGCUGCCUGUUAUCGCACUUUACUGCGCCAAAUACAUUGUAAAUAUUGGGUUUCUGCAU
Molecule: messenger RNA, 915 nt
Organism: Microdochium trichocladiopsis
Lineage: Eukaryota; Fungi; Ascomycota; Sordariomycetes; Xylariales; Microdochiaceae
Exons: 2
Coding region: 173-829 (218 amino acids)
Source: RefSeq, a predicted model, not a curated record